AUCCAUCAUUUCGAAUUUGCAUUUGGAAAUCAAACACACAACACAAGGCAAUAAAAUAAUAAUAAUAUAUAAAUGGGUUCCCUUCCCCACGUAGUAGAGGAUUGCAUGGGCUUCCUUCAACUCUAUAGCGACGGUUCCAUUUACCGUUCAAACGACUUCAAAUUUCAAAUUCCAACAAUAGAAGAUAACUCCGUAACCUUCAAAGACUGUCUUUUCGACAAAAAAUUCAAUCUCUCUAUUCGUCUCUACAAACCCAACAACAAUAAGAAUAAAAAACUUCCCGUGAUUAUGUUCCUUCAUGGUGGAGGCUUUUGUUUCGGCUCCCGUACAUGGCCCCAUAUUCACAAUUGUUGUAUGAGUCUAGCCACUGGACUUCAAGCACUGGUGAUUGCACCGGACUACCGGCUAGCACCGGAGCACCGGCUUCCUGCUGCAAUUGAUGACGCCGUCGAAGCCGUGAGGUGGCUUCAAAGGCAGGGGUUGAGCCAUGGUUAUGGAGAGCCAUGGUUGACUGGUGACGUUGACUUUGGCCGUGUGUUUAUUAUGGGUGACUCUUCUGGCGGGAACAUUGCGCACCAGCUUGCGGUUCGGUUUGGAUCGGAUCGAAUGGCUAUUGAACCUGUACGAAUAAGAGGUUAUGUUUUAAUGGCGCCGUUUUUUGGCGGGGAAAUACGGACCGAAUCUGAGGAAGGUCCUUCAGAACAGACAUUGAAUCUUGACUUAUUAGACAGAUUUUGGAGGUUGUCAAUGCCUGUUGGAGAGACUAGAGAUCAUCCAUUGGCUAAUCCAUUUGGACAUGGAAGUCCAAAUCUUGAAGAAAUGAAGCUUGAUCCCAUUUUGGUGAUAGUUGGUGGCAAUGAAUUGCUUAAAGAUAGGGCUGCAAAUUAUGCAACAAGAUUGAAAGGAAUAGGAAAAGACAUUAAAUACAUUGAGUUUGAGGGGUGUGAACAUGGGUUUUUCACGCAUGAUUCAUAUUCAGAAACUGCGAAAGAGGUUCUACAUGUCCUUAAACAAUUCAUGCUUCAAACUUCUACAUAUCCUUAAGUAAUCCAUAUUUUUAGCCUAUAUUAAAACAGUUUGUAGGAUUAAGGAAAUAAAUAAGUCAUUGUUAUCGGUUUGUAGUUUUUAGUGGAGUUUGUAGUUAGCUACUAUUUUUAGUAUUUUGUGUUGUGGUAUAUAAUUGUCGAUUGUAUAAGUUAGUUUUCGAGUGUAAAACUUUAUAAAAUUCACAAUUUUAAGUGAGUGCAUUGCUUA
Molecule: messenger RNA, 1254 nt
Organism: Medicago truncatula (barrel medic)
Lineage: Eukaryota; Viridiplantae; Streptophyta; Magnoliopsida; Fabales; Fabaceae
Product: probable carboxylesterase 15
Exons: 2
Coding region: 73-1044 (323 amino acids)
Molecular function (GO): hydrolase activity
Source: RefSeq, a predicted model, not a curated record